AUGACGGAUGCCCAUGUGGAUCUUGGGGUGCCCGCUGACGAUGGCUCUCAAAGGGCACCGGCAGACGCGCUUGAAGUGAACUCAAGAAGUCUGGUUCAAACCCCAACAAGUGAUGUUCUGGGAGCACAUUCACGGAAUCUCCAUCUAUCCACAGAGCAGGCGACGGCCAUGUCGAAAAGCAUUCUGGACAUCUUUGAGCUAGACGAGGAGCCUCGGAAUGAGGAUCAGAGCAUGGGGGAGGAUGGCGAGCGAGAGGACGAAGAAACUAACAUGGGAGACCAGCAACGGAGAACUGAGAGGCUGGGAGGGGCUUUGCCUGUUCUGAAUCAGUUGUGGUGUUCCGAUUCAGAUCAGAUUGAGUUGGUAACUGAGAAGCUAGCAGAUGGGAGUCGAGAUCCGAAGUGGCGCAUACCCCUCGGUGACUCGGGCAUUCUCAACUUCUUUCUCGAGAAACUUAGUGGGUAUACGCUACGACAUACUUUAAACAUCCAUGUCUUACGGUUAAUUGGAAACUCUUGUGCCGAUACUGACGUGAACAGAGCACGAGUUGUAGCAUCUAAUUAUAUGCGUUCUAUUGUUCUGAAACUGCAGGACGAAUCUCUAACUGCGUUUGCGAUACCUGUGCUGUUUAAUAUCUGUAUUGAUUAUGAACCUGCCCAAAAACAGGCAUCCGAAUGCUUUCUGACACAGGAGCUUAUUGCCCUAGUCUCGAGCCCAAAGUUCAAUGACUGCCGAGUACUUCUUAGCUACUCAUGUAAAAUACUUGACAUGAUGGUUGCUCAAGCUUCCGAACCAGAAGUUGCGCCUGAUUCGACGCCUAUUGCUCUCCUAGGGAUAGCUGCGGAUCGAGAAUCUCCAGUUGGCAUGGAUGACUUCAUUGCCGUUGUAAACGCGGCGGUCGGUUAUCUUCAGCACGAGAAAUUCCAAAAGGCACUUGUUGCCCGAGGUGCUCUGGACCGUACCCUGGCCAUUAUAGUAGACUCUUGCACCCGGUUUGAUGCUCAGCCCUCAACAACGAGAACGGGUGAUACAUCGCCGUCCGACCAGGACGAUGCCAAGGCGUUGACAAAAAUGCGAAAUAACUUCAUUCAGGUUCUCUCUGACAUCUCGGCCCUUCCGGAAUUCAAAGAAGCCUAUCCCAUCACCUCGCCAUUCUGUAGCUGCUUACUACGCUGGCUGUCUAGUCCACAACCCCAACUGAAGGUCUGCGCAUGCAUCAUGCUGGGUAAUCUUGCCCGCUCCGAUGCCACAUGCGAAGAAUUUGUCCACGUAUCUCAGGUUCAUACUAUCCUCAUCUCCAUCCUAGUUGAUGCAACAGACUCCCAGCUCCUCCAUGCCACCAUUGGAUUUCUCAAGAAUCUCGCAUUGCCAGCCAUGAACAAAGAGACCCUCGGUGAUGCAGGUCUCAUCGAAGUCCUUCCUCGCCUAUGGGCUUUAGACAUCCUCCAACCCAUCCAACUCUCUGCUAUCUCUCUGGCCCGUCAACUGACAAUCGGAAACUUGAACAAUGUCCGCCGAGUCUGCAAACGCCUCUCUGAAGAUACCGACUCCCCGUCCUACACACGUACCAAGCUCUCCCUGCUUAUAGCUCUCUUCGAGCGUACUGACGUCGUACCCAUCAAGAUGGAAAUCUCCCGUCUGGUGACAUCUAUCUGCCGUGUUCUAAACACCAAUGUUGGGCGCGAGAUUACAGAAGCAGAGACAGCACAAAUCCAGCACAACUUCUUCGCCUUGCAUCCCGACGUUGGUCGCCCGCUGGCCUUCAUGGUAAGCCAGACCAAAUGGCCUGUUGUGCGAAGCGAAGGCUGGUUCGUCUUCGCACUCAUAGCAAGAACGCCCGAAGGCGCACAAUGUGUCAGCGAUAUGAUGAAAGACGUAGGCGUCUUCAGUCUACUAGCCGAAACGCUUACUGGCAAACCAUUCGUUGAUCCCGAGCCUUCCUCGCCCGGUGUCCCUGCAGUCCCUGCUGGAGCGGGCGCCAGCCCAUCGCCACCUGCGAUCAUGCCAUCUGCCAACGAGGAAUUCGAAGCACACAACCCCGAGAGCGUCCAGCCACAUGCCCAAGCCAGCGAGAUCAAGCAUCUAGACCGUGAAAACGCCCUCCUACUGGUUAGCGAGGUAUUGAAACACAAAGACGUGCGAAUGUCUGCUUCGCGUCGGACAAUAUCUGAGGAGCUCCUCCGAAGAGGAACGGAACUGCUGCAGGCUCACCGAAAAGCGAAUUCCAAUCCCAACUGA
Messenger RNA from Drepanopeziza brunnea f. sp. 'multigermtubi' MB_m1, 2238 nucleotides. NCBI's taxonomy places the organism in Eukaryota, Fungi, Ascomycota, Leotiomycetes, Helotiales, Drepanopezizaceae. The record is from RefSeq and is a predicted model, not a curated record.